Messenger RNA from Verticillium nonalfalfae, 591 nucleotides. RefSeq lists its product as uncharacterized. Lineage: Eukaryota; Fungi; Ascomycota; Sordariomycetes; Glomerellales; Plectosphaerellaceae. Gene Ontology annotation, molecular function: DNA binding; zinc ion binding. The coding region runs from base 1 to 591 and encodes 196 amino acids. The transcript is spliced from 6 exons. Gene Ontology annotation, cellular component: nucleus. The record is from RefSeq and is a predicted model, not a curated record. Gene Ontology annotation, biological process: DNA-templated transcription.
AUGCCUCGAAACGCCUGUACAUCGUGCCGCCUGAGUAAGCACGAGACGGUCGGGCUGGACAUUGGCCGCGGCAGACCAGAAGAGAUACUACGCGAAGCUCAAUUUGCACAGUCCCUCCUGCUUCUCUACUUUAGCAACUUUGGCGACGUCCACUUUCUCUUCGACGAAGAGGUGUUCCUACGCCGCUAUGCUCUGAGCGAGGUCUCGGAAAUGGUGCUUUUCGCCAUGAUGGCGCUGAGCAUUCGAUUCUCUGUGGCGCCAUUCCGCGAGGCACUGUCGCCGGCCCACCGGGGUGAAAUCUUGUUCGAACACGCGAGGAGCCUUGUCCAGGAGGAGUGGGACCGGCCCUCUAUCGCCGUGGCGCAGGCAUAUGUGCUGCUUGCAACAUACAAACUGGUGUACGGCGGGGCACGACAGGCGUUUCUCUAUCUUGGCUUCGCUGCGAACAUGGUCAAAGUCCUUCGCUUGCUAGACACAAGUGCAGAAAUUGACCCUGUCCGUCUUGAGUGCAGCCGCCGACUGGCAUCGACCGUUGCCCUCAUGGAUCGUCUCUGCCUCAGCUUCUGGGCACCGAAAUGGAUGGUCGGCUGA